This is a messenger RNA of Manis pentadactyla (Chinese pangolin), 4734 nucleotides long. It is a transcript of the gene GAB2, whose product is annotated as GRB2 associated binding protein 2. The record is from RefSeq and is a predicted model, not a curated record. The transcript is spliced from 11 exons. Bases 257 to 2179 code for a protein of 640 amino acids. Lineage: Eukaryota; Metazoa; Chordata; Mammalia; Pholidota; Manidae.
GCGCCCUUGUCCGGCGACCCCGCGUCAGGCUCCAGGCGGCCGGCAGCAUGAGCGGCGGCGGCGACGUGGUGUGCACCGGCUGGCUCCGGAAAUCGCCCCCCGAGAAGAAGUUGAGGCGCUAUAAGCCCAGUUGCUUCAGCACCAUUUGUUGAAAAUGACACUUUCCCUCCACUGAAUUACUUUUUACCUUUGUCAGAAGUCAUGUGGGAAUGUUUGUGCCUGGAAGAAACGCUGGUUUAUCCUGCGGAGUGGCCGGAUGAGCGGUGACCCAGAUGUUCUGGAAUACUACAAGAAUGAUCACUCCAAGAAGCCCCUACGUAUCAUCAACCUGAACUUCUGUGAGCAGGUGGAUGCAGGCCUGACCUUCAACAAGAAGGAGCUGCAGGAUAGUUUUGUAUUUGACAUCAAGACCAGCGAGCGCACCUUUUACCUGGUGGCCGAGACAGAGGAGGACAUGAAUAAGUGGGUCCAGAGCAUCUGCCAGAUCUGUGGCUUCAAUCAGGCUGAGGAGAGCACAGACUCCCUGAGAAACAUUUCCUCAGCCAGUCACGGGCCCCGCUCCUCUCCGGCCGAGCUCAGCAGCUCCAACCAGCACCUCCUCCGAGACCGGAAAUCCUCAGCCCCGUCGCACUCCAGCCAGCCCGCCUUGUUCACAUUCGAAGCCCCUGUGUCAGACCGCGUGCAGCCCGCCUUGUCCACCAGCGCGCCGCAGGAGUACCUCUAUUUGCACCAGUGCAUAAGCCGUAGAGCAGAGAAUGCAAGGAGUGCCAGCUUCUCUCAGGGCACCAGGGCUUCGUUUCUCAUGAGGAGCGACACAGCCGUACAGAAACUUGCCCAAGGCAACGGACACUGUGUCAAUGGGGUCAGUGGUCAAGUCCAUGGCUUCUACAGCCUGCCCAAGCCAAGCCGGCACAAUACAGAAUUCAGAGACAGUACAUACGACCUCCCCCGGAGCCUGGCCUCCCACGGCCGCACCAAGGGCAGCCUCACAGGCUCCGAGACAGAUAAUGAGGAUGUGUACACCUUCAAGACGCCCAGCAACACCUUGUGCCGGGAGUUCGGGGACCUCCUAGUGGACAACAUGGAUGUUCCGGCCACCCCACUCUCAGCCUACCAGAUCCCUAGGACAUUCACCCUGGACAAGAACCACAAUGCCAUGGCAGUGGCUGCUCAUGGGGACUCAGCUGCGGCUCCCCCGCCCCGGCCCCCCAAGCCAAGUCAGGCAGAAACGCCUCGCUGGGGCAGCCCUCAGCAGAGACCUCCGGUCAGUGACAGCAGCAGGCCGGUCUCCACGGCUGCCACCAUCCCAAGGCGUAACACCCUCCCAGCAAUGGACAACAGCCGGCUUCACCGAGCUUCUUCCUGUGAGUCCUACGAGUACCCGCAUCGUGGUGGAGAGAGCGCAGGCCGGCCUGCUGAGUCCAUGAGUGACACAGUCACUUCUUUCCUGCCUGGGAAAGCAGCUGUGGGCCGUUCCGAUAGCACCAAUUCUGAAGACAACUACGUGCCCAUGAAUCCAGGUUCCUCCAGCGUGCUGGCCAUGGAGCGAGCAGGUGAUAAUGCCCAGAGUGUCUACAUCCCCAUGAGUCCUGGGCCACAUCACUUUGAACCGCUUGGCUACCCCUCCACAGCCCUUCCUAUGCACCGAGGCCCCAACCGAGGGAGUGAGAUCCAGCCACCCCCCGUCAACCGUAACCUCAAACCUGACCGGAAAGCAAAGCCAACACCACUUGACUUGAGAAACAACGCCGUCAUUGAUGAGCUCCCCUUCAAAUCGCCUGUCACCAAGUCUUGGUCUAGGGCCAUCCACACCUUCAACUCCAGCUCCUCCCAGUACUGCCGCCCCAUCUCCACACAGAGCAUCACCAGCACGGACUCGGGAGACAGCGAGGAGAACUACGUCCCUAUGCAAAACCCAGUGUCUGCAUCUCCCAUUCCCAGUGGCACCAACAGUCCAGCCCCUAAGAAGAGUGCUGGCAGUGUUGAUUAUCUGGCCCUGGACUUCCAGCCAAGCUCUCCAAGCCCCCACCGCAAGCCAUCCACGUCAUCCGUCACUUCCGACGAGAAGGUGGACUAUGUUCAAGUGGACAAGGAGAAGACCCAGGCCCUGCAGAACACCAUGCAGGAGUGGACAGACGUGCGGCAGUCCUCGGAGCCCUCCAAGGGCACCAAGCUGUGACACGGGGCCGGGAGGCAGUGUCUCCAGAGCGGGCCCCUCCCCUUGCCUCCCCUCUGUCCUCUCCCCUGGCCUCCUCCCUGCCACUCUGGCCUUCGAAGCACUUCGCAUCAGGGACCCUGAACCGUUCCCAGGGAAGCGAGGGCCUGAUUGAGGCACUUCCUCUGCCCACUCAGGGUCCACCUCUGAUUUUUAUUGGUAAUGGCCAUGCCUCUCUCCACCUUAGUUAUAGAGCUAUUGCCAAAAAGCAUUCUUCAGCCUCUUCCUGCCCUUUAGACCUGAAUAUCUACCGGACACGCGGAGGGAGGAGCUGGGCUCUGAGCCAGAUUCUGCAUCUUGCACCCGGUCACAGCCCCCCGCCCUCUCCCCUCCAGCGACUGGGCUACCUCUCCCUCAGUCCUGGAAGAAGCCAGUCGUCUCACUGACCCAGGGAGCCAAGGGUAGGCUGACCAAAGUGGGUGUGGGCUUCUCCAUCCCUUUUCUUGGUAGGGAGGAGGCAAGACCACCAAAAGGUGGAGUCAAGAAGGAAGUUUGGAGGUGAUCUUGAGGGACAAAGGAGUUAGAGCCAGACGCAGAAAGGCAGUUGAUAGCUGGCGUGCAUAAGAAAGGCAGGAGGAUGAGGACUUCGAGGAGCAAGGCUUGAAGCCCAGGAGCUGGCAGGUGACAAAGACACUGUGGGUCAGGGCCCCAGGCCGGUGGAGCCCCGGGGCUGCAGAGUAAACGUGAAGAAGUGAGAUCAUCGGGGAGCAAUGUGCAUGGCGGUGUGACCCGAGGACAGCUCCCAGCCCCGAUGACGACGGAGAGAACAGGGCAGAGCAGACUGGGACCUAGAGGACAAAGUAUGGGAAUGGCUGGCGGCCUGGGCUUUGCGCCGGGUCCCAAGGCAGGCGUGAGUGUGGCCCGGAUUCCUCCUCGGCCAGGGCAGCCCAUGCAAGGCCUUCAUGGGGUCUCCAGCUCCUCUCACCUUCUCUUGCUCCCUCAAGCGCCAGGUGCCAUGUGGGACUCAAACCUGGCUGCAGGCACAAGACAGGCCCCCAACUACCCUGGGGUGGAACCCUCCCUCCUACAAAACAAUGACUUCCCAUCAUGUUUGACGGAGGUGUUUCCUGUGAGCACAUGUGCACGCACCCCUCACCAGCCCACGGGCGUCUGACCAUUCUAAGAACUCCCACUGAGAAAAAAGGGUGCAAGACAUUGACAGUGGCCCAAAAAGGCUAGAAUGCUGAGGCAGGAGUGCAGAGGGAGGACGCAGGGCUACUUCUUUGGGAAGGUGUUUCUAGGAGACGGGGCCUUAGAGGAAGAUAUGCCCAAUUUUUUAGAUGGUAGGGCAGGGCUAGGGUCCAGUGGAGGAAGGAGAGACUUGGAAAGCCUUGAACUUUGGGAAGAAAAGACCUCUUUAGGAGGCUGGCCUCAGGCCUUGGUGUACCCCACAGGUGACAUGACCUACACUGAGCCAUGCCGGCAUGCUCUGCCCAGCCCUAUCCCUUUAAAGCCUGUGAAGUGGCUCAUGGCAGGCAACCUGUGGGCCCAGGUAUUAAUGUCCCUGGUGUCCAGGCGCAUCCCCUAAUGACCCCUGGGGGCCUUAAUAAUGUCAGCAUUUUCAGAAUGUGCCAUGUUGUGAGUGAAACUGGCUGGAGCCUUCAGAGACCCAGCUGGUCACACCUCAUUUCCCCAGAGGCAUCCUUGUAGGUCUGGGUUCCUCUUGCUCCCAAACUUUUCUUGUGAAGCUCAGGGUAGAGAUGGAAGGAAGUGCAAGAGGGACUUAGCCAGUGGCAAGCAGGAAAUCCAGGUCACAGUCCCACCCCUCCUCUUGGCCUAGCAAGGGCCCCAGAAUGGGGGUUCCUCCUCAGCCAGUGCAGUCCACACAAGGGUGCAUUCUGCCUGGGGCUCCCCAAGGAGCCUUCCUCGCCCCCUGCAAGCUUCACCUCUGCAAGGUGUAAGACACUAACGUAGGAACAAGAGAGUGCUUCUCGGGGGGCCCCCUCCCACAGCUGUUGCUCCACUGUUUCAAAUCACGCCCUACAGCUUCUCUCAGGAGGGUCUGGAUCAUCAGGAAUGGGCAGCACCAGAGCAUUAGCUACUUACCCUGGUCCCCUCCCUAGAUUAGUUUUGGUAACUUCUACCUUUGAAACCUUCAAAUACUACCCAUUCCCAGGAGUGAAGCACAACCAUUACAAAGUCAUUGACUGGAGAAUGGGCUCAACCCCAGUUUGCCCUGUGGCCCCUAGGCUAUGGCCUCAGCCCCAAGCAAGGGAAGCCAGGCUUGACCACGAACUCUGAAGCCCUGCCCUGUGGGUGGGGGGGCGUCAUUCUGGGACGCACCUUGCUCUUUGGGGCCCGGGCCACAGUGGCCUGCCCACUGGAGGGUCAGGCUGUCAUGUGCUAUUUGGUGGUAUGUGUUCGUGUGUGGUUAUCGGUUACAUGUGUCUUGAAAUUUAGAGUCAUUUCGCACAGAAUUGUCACUAUUUGUCGGGAAGAGAAAAUGGGCUAGGAGAAGCUCAGUCUUAGGUUCUUGCCCUGUUACCAUUUAAAAUUGACAUUUAAUUUUUCAAAUCACU